Aspergillus heteromorphus CBS 117.55 is the source of this 558-nucleotide messenger RNA. RefSeq lists its product as uncharacterized. Bases 1 to 558 code for a protein of 185 amino acids. The record is from RefSeq and is a predicted model, not a curated record. NCBI's taxonomy places the organism in Eukaryota, Fungi, Ascomycota, Eurotiomycetes, Eurotiales, Aspergillaceae. The transcript is spliced from 3 exons.
AUGAAGUCCUCUGUUCUCUCUGCUUUGGCGCUCGCCGUGGGCGCUCUGGCUGCUCCGUCGGCGAAGGUCGACGCCGAGCUGCAGAAGCGUGACGACACCGGCGCCUUCAGUCUGUAUGCGUGGGGUGUUGCCGCAUCGGGACUCAAGUUCUUCUAUUCUGACGGCCUCGCAUACGCCGGUGAUUCCUCCCUGUGGCCUUAUGGCUCCGUUACCACCGACGUCGACUUCCACCGGGUCGACGACGUGCUCGUAACUACCGCUACCACCACCGGCAUCACGCUCGACUCCGACACCCUGUUCUAUAUCCGUCCCGUUGACGACGAAGUCCUGCCCGUUGGGUACACCGGCAACGGAAUCGCCACGCCCGAUGACGCCGUCACCACCGGGUUCCUCUUCUAUGGCUCGUAUCUGAUGUGGGAAGAGUCGUCAGGCCAGCUGGCGGACGUUUUCCGUCUCAAGGAGACGAAUGUCACUGGCGUUUACCAGGUUUAUUGGGAUCAGUCCAGUCUGGAUUUGAGUGGGUACUCGUUCCCGAGUGUGUUGGAUACGGCGCCUUGA